This is a messenger RNA of Mercenaria mercenaria, 1996 nucleotides long. RefSeq lists its product as uncharacterized. The transcript has 2 exons. The record is from RefSeq and is a predicted model, not a curated record. The coding region runs from base 148 to 1524 and encodes 458 amino acids. Lineage: Eukaryota; Metazoa; Mollusca; Bivalvia; Venerida; Veneridae.
UUUAUAUGUAAAACGGAAGAUAUUAAUGAAAGAUUAUUAAAAUUGGUUAUAAAUCUAAUUAACAGUCCAGGUCUUGUAGAAGUAGACUACACAACAUACAGGACGUUAGGGACAGACUGAUAUAUAAUACAGUAACUAGGAGGAGAUAUGUCCAGCAAGGAAGAUGAAAACUGGUCUCUUUGGAUAGGCUCUACACUCGAUACUUUUGGAUUCAAACAGGAGAUUACUUCAUUUCGAUCACAUUGCUUCGAUGAAUUUUCCGCAAAUGUGAGUUCAAAGAGUGAGCAAAUAUAUCCAAUUAGGUUUUCCCUAGUAGGAAGUGCAGGUGAAGGAUUUAGACAUGGGAGGAGUGAUAUAGAUCUAUUAGCUGUAUUAAUAAAUACAGUAUGCUUGGACAGGCCAAUGGUAAAUGCUCAUUUAAAUACACUAAAGACUGAUUACUCAGGCACUGCUCCUGGCUACACGAAAGUAAUUCUUAUAAAUAAAAAGAGUCACGAUAUACGACACCCUUUUCAUUUCAAUACAAUGUAUAGAUCUACAGAAGGACACCCGUAUAUACCAAGUUCAGCAUUACAAUACAUCGCAAUUGACCUGGAAAUAAAUGGCCCUGCUUUAAGUUUAGAGAGUUUUCUCCAAUCAUAUAUUUUCAGUGAUAUGGAUUUUGUCUUUUCAUUCUACUUUGGAGGAAAAGAACAUUUACGUAAAUGGGCAAAAAGGUCUCGAUUUUAUACUUGGCCACAGCCCACAGUGCUAAAGGAAAUUUCCUCUAUGGAAGGGUACAUUGUGCCUGUAGGGGACAAACCAAGUGAUUUCCAAAGUUUAGAGUGGCGGAUAUGUUACACUACAGCAGAAAAGAAACUGGUUGGAUAUCUAAACGCUCAAGAACAGAAGUUGUAUAUAUUAUUAAAGAUGGUAUCUAAAACAAUAUUGCAACCGGUCUGCAAAGCAAUCACAUCAUAUGUUGUGAAAAAUGUUGUUUUCUGGAUAGCAGAGGGAACAGCUGAACAGCAGUGUUCAGUAAAUUGUCUAGUGUUUUUGUUGCAAAAAUCUUUGUAUUUUAUAAAAUACUGUCUUGAAAACAACCAUCUUCCAAAUUAUAUGAUACCAGAGAGAAAUCUUAUUAGAGCUGGGGUCUUUGGCAAAGAGAAGCAAUCAACAAUAGAUUUUCUUUCAGAACUGUUGAAAGAGGGUGGAGCCAUUAUUGUGAGAAUCCCAAAGUUGUACCAGUGUAUGUCUUACAUGGUAAGGAGUCCAGGCAGGGCUGUACAAUAUGGAAACUGGAGAGAUGAUGUUGAAAAACAAACUAUGAAGUUAAUUGUUCAAUUAAGUAAAAAUUGGACACCAUUUGUACCACUUGAACACCAGUCUUCCUUACUAACAGCAGCAUUUGAAGGGAAUAUUAUAGCAGCAUUGAAAUAUUUGAUGUUGUUAGUUCCAGAGCUUCCAAACAUGAUACUACAAGGUCAGUUUGAGGAAAUUAUUUACCUUCUUAAAGCCAGACUAGAGGCAACUAUGCUACUGUAACUAGAGAGUCUGCAAAAUGUGUAUGAACAAACAGUGUGUUUCCUUGUGUAACAGUUAUGCACUAUGAUGUAAUAUGUACCAUUUAUGAACUUAAAGGCGUACGCUAGAAUUCCCAGUUGGAGAUGGGAGAAAUUUUUCCCAAAAAUAGAAAUUCUUCGAACUUUGGAUAUUGAAGGACAAUCAUCUAUGAAACAAAAAUAUGCAAUAAAAAUCAUAAGUCACCGGUACUGAAAAAGUUAUCUGACCUUGAAAACGUCAUUUUUGGGAAAUUCUUCGCCUGAAUGCAUACGCCUUUAAUAUAUAUCAUAUUUAUAAACAAAUAUAAGUAUUUAAAAGUAUAAAUUGUUUCCCUUUAUAAAACUCUAGUAGAUAUGCAGUAUUGCAUUCCAAUUCUCACAAAAAAAUGGAGAGGUGGCAACACUAAAUUGACUAUGAUUGUUUACAAAUAUUACCUCUUCAUUUUAGAUGCAUU